Messenger RNA from Naegleria gruberi, 3333 nucleotides. RefSeq lists its product as uncharacterized. The coding region runs from base 1 to 3333 and encodes 1110 amino acids. Gene Ontology annotation, biological process: Golgi to plasma membrane transport; exocytosis. The transcript has a single exon. Gene Ontology annotation, cellular component: exocyst. The record is from RefSeq and is a predicted model, not a curated record. NCBI's taxonomy places the organism in Eukaryota, Heterolobosea, Eutetramitea, Acrasida, Naegleriidae.
AUGGUCUCUUUUAAUUAUGAGGAAUUUAACAAAUCUAUUAGGAACUUUUCAGAUAUUCUUCAAGAGUUGAACGGAUCACAGCAGAAGAUACAAAAGUUGCGAGAUAAUGUGAAAAAGACAAAAGUUUGCCUCAAAUCACACGCAACAGAUCUUUCAACACUGUAUACAAAUUAUCUUCAACAUUCAGAAUAUUUGAGAAUUUUGAAUAUUGUAAAUGAGGUCAAGCAAGUUCCCGAUAGAAUCUCUGUACUUAUUGAAAAGAAACACUACUCAUCUGCUAUUAGACUUUCCAAAAAGUGUCACCAAUAUUUGAAGAAUAGCCCCGAAUUGAAACACAUUAAGGGAUUGGAGGAUAUAAGAAAUCAAUUGAAAAAUUUUGAAAAACAGUUACCUGACAAGAUGAUUGAUGCUCUCACCACACAUUUGUAUAGCCUUGAUGUGGAAAAAUGUACAAUACCAAAAGAGCAAUUGCCAAAAUCACCAAUGCACGCGAGACCAAUCUCGAUCACAGAGGAAAGUAUCAAGAAGAAAAUUCAAAACGAGCGUAUGAACACCAAAAAGCAAGGUUUUCAAUCUGUCCAUGAAAGAGCCUUUGCUAUGGUACAACAAAAGAAUACAGACUCUUUUGAUUUGGCAGAUAAUACUGAUUUAACAUUCGAUCCAGAGCAAGACAGUAAUUACUUUUUAUCCAUGAUUAUUGAUGGACUUGAUACGCUUGGUAAAUUAUCACUGCUUCAAUCUAGAAUGGUUCACAGUUUAAAAUAUGAUGUGAGGUCACUUAUUGAAAAGCAAAUUCUUGAAUUUGUUAACAAUUUAGAAGAGCAAGGUGCUGAUUUUACAUGGAAUAUUUCUCAAUCCAUGCUAAAAGAGAGUAAGUCAGCAACCUCUAUCCAACAGGGUGCAAUUUUGAAAAAGCUCUUUAACAGAAUUUUCUCAAACAUUGCCCAAUUAUUGGAAAAGUAUAAAUUCAUGAUUGGGAUUAUGGAACUGAGAGCUGCCAGUUUAGAUUUCAGCUCAUUGACUAACACAUCAGAGGAUACGAUGGUUGCUACACCGGUUGACAUUAAAUUGACCAAACCAGUUAUUGAAAAAAUUAAGAAGGCUAUUAAUGAGAAAAUCGACCAUCUAAAGAUCAAUUUGAAGACAAAAGAGCCUAGUAAUUACAUGUCACUGUUAUCAGAUCAUUCAUCAAAAACCAAGGAAGCUAAUAAUCUUUACUUGUCAUUACUGACAGACCUUUCAAACAACUUUUUCAAGAAAAAUAUGGAAGAAGAUUUGAGGGUUAGAGAUGUCAUUUCUUUCUUUGAAGGCCAAUUAAGCUUGAAAAUCACAAAGCAAACAGCCAUGACAGAUUCUAUCAAGGAAAAGUUCUCCUCUCUCAUCACAACCAGUGUUUCCGAUUCAACUACCCCUCAUACUUUUACAGCCACAUAUGUAUGGAAGACAGCCCAAGAGGAAAUCAAGAAUGUUCUUAAGGAUAUUCUUGGAUUAACAAAUCUAUCUAGUCUAGUUGAAACAUUAGGAAGCAAGUCUUCUACUGAAGCGCUAAAGAAUAUUAUCGAUACGGGAGCUCCUUCCUCACACGACGACUACAAGAUUACAUUUAAAUAUUCAUUCAAUGUUGACUACUACGAGCAAUCAAAUGAAAAGAGUUCAGAUUCAGAUGUCUCUCCUAUUAUUUCACAUUUCUCGAAAUACUUUUUGCUCUCUCCAUACAACAUGCUUUGGGUUUACAAGGAAGUGUCAACUUUUAUUGAUCAGUGUAAGACUAUUGUUGUGGAUGAAAUUGGAAAAAAUGAUUCAAACGAAUAUCAAAGCCUUAAGGUGUUUUGUGAUGAUAUUGUUAGGCACUAUUUACUUUCUGUUGUGAAAACAGAUUACAGAACAAAAAUGAAUGAACUAUUAAGAAAGGACUCUACUGCCUUCAAUUGUGUAAAUAGCAAAGAUUUUGCAAGUUUGCUGCCUAACUCAAAUAGAGAAAUUUAUAAUCAAAAAGAAAUCUUUCUGGGAUCUAUUAGUUGUAUGAGAUGGAUUAGCGAAAUUAUAGUUAUAGCUAAAACUAUUCCAAUAAUCAAAUAUGAAUUUUAUAGUACCAUAGAAUUAGUUUUGAAGAGAUACCUUGAUGAAUGUUAUACCUUCUUUGAUUUGGCCCUUUCUUCUAGCUAUUGUCAACAAAUUUUGAAACAGAGUAGAGAUUAUAGUUCUGUACUUGUAAAUGAACCCCUUUUCCAAAAAGCACAAAAGUGGAAACCUCUCAAUUUGAAACGUAAGGCUGUGGAUCCAGAGGAAAUUAGAAAGAUUUUCGAACAAUUAGUGGACAAACCAAUCAGUAAUAUUACCUAUGAUUCUUCAAGAAAAACCCAUGUCAUUGAUAGAACAUCUGGGUUCAUGUCUCUUUCUGCUUUAAAUGGUACUUUGGAAUGGGUUUUGGAGAAUAUUUACUUGUGGCACUUUGAUAUCAUCUCACUAACAGCCAAACAAAACACCUCAAUGACUGACUUCCAUCACGCCUCAAAAGACAAGCUUUUCAAGCACACCAAUAGAUCAACAUCUCUUUUGCUAAACUCAAGCUUUCAAGUUGUUAGACAAUUGGAAGAUUAUUAUGAAAAAUUUGUAGAGUUAUAUAAUGACUGUUUGUUGGCUAUUAAGAUUGAUUUGAGAAUUCGUUGCCUUUUCUCCGUAAAGAAAAAUUUGGUACAAAAUUUAAUAGAUUCCGACCAUCCAUAUAGUAGUGAAGAGUUGACUGAACAGCCAGAAUCAUUUGUGGAGGAAUUUAAUAAGGAUCUAUUAAUGAUUUAUCGCUCAUUGAGCACAUGUACAUCAGAAGAAAAACUCAAUUAUGUUUUUUCAGGCAUUGGAAAAUUCAUUUCUGGUCUACUAAUCAAUUCUCUGGUUACAGCAAGUAAAUCAAGCUCUCCUAAAUUCUCAAUUGAAGGUAUACAAAGAAUGAAACGUAAUAUCACAGCUCUCCAACAACAAAUCAGCUAUGUAACAUCAAAACAGGAAUUAUCCUUCAAUUCUGUCAUUCAAUAUUAUGAACUUUUACUUUUGGACGAGAUUGGUCUGAUUGAGCAUGCCAGAAAUAUUCACACCUUCACUCGAGAACAAUAUCUUUCCAUCUUUAAAUGUACAACACCAAAACAAAGUAUUGACAAGAAAAAGUUCGAAAGGGACUUGGAUGGAGCAAUUCAUAAAAGUAAGCUCAUCAAGAAAUCCGCAUCCUCAGCUACACUUAGCCAAUCCUCAAUACCUACCACACCAACUCUCAAACAUUCCACAACUGCUACUUCUACACUCUCCACUUCCUCAUCAAAACAACAACUCAAUAAUUAA